AUGGCAGGCCCUGUAGGUAGCCGGAUUCUGGGCCACCUCCACGCCCUGUACAUGGUCUUCUUAAUAAUGCUGGUCAUGAUGAGCUUGGUGUUUGGUGAGUUUGAGCAUUAUGAUCAAGAUCCCUUUCAUCAGAUUCAUUUAAACAAAUACAUAAGCUGCUACCGAUGCCUCCUGGAGACCAAGGAGUUGGGAUGCCUUCUGGGAUCUGACACCUGCCUCGCCCCAAAGGGCAGCAGCUGCAUGACUCUGCUCAUUAAGAACAACAGUGGUUCCGAGAUCAUGGUGAGUGACUGCCGCAGCAAGGAGCAAAUGAGUGAUUGCUCGUACACCCACACUUCUCCAGUGUUGGGCUUCUGGGUAUUCUCUAGAUGCUGCUUCCGGAAUUUCUGCAAUAACCCUCAGAACAGAAUAAAAUAUGAUCCUUAG
Messenger RNA from Hippopotamus amphibius kiboko, 426 nucleotides. RefSeq names its product lymphocyte antigen 6 family member G5C (gene LY6G5C). The transcript is spliced from 3 exons. The record is from RefSeq and is a predicted model, not a curated record. Gene Ontology annotation, cellular component: external side of plasma membrane. Lineage: Eukaryota; Metazoa; Chordata; Mammalia; Artiodactyla; Hippopotamidae. Bases 1 to 426 code for a protein of 141 amino acids.